This is a messenger RNA of Micropterus salmoides (largemouth bass), 1427 nucleotides long. It is a transcript of the gene msx2b, whose product is annotated as muscle segment homeobox 2b. Gene Ontology annotation, cellular component: nucleus. NCBI's taxonomy places the organism in Eukaryota, Metazoa, Chordata, Actinopteri, Centrarchiformes, Centrarchidae. The transcript has 2 exons. Gene Ontology annotation, molecular function: RNA polymerase II transcription regulatory region sequence-specific DNA binding; DNA-binding transcription factor activity, RNA polymerase II-specific. The record is from RefSeq and is a predicted model, not a curated record. Gene Ontology annotation, biological process: embryonic morphogenesis; regulation of transcription by RNA polymerase II. The coding region runs from base 84 to 932 and encodes 282 amino acids.
AGCACCAUAACAUUGCGCUCAGCGGAUCGGCUCUCACCUGGCUUCUCUGUGACUGUCUCGCUUGGAGUUCACUUGUUUUUCGGAUGAGAGCUGAAGGAGAGAUGGCUUCUCGGGUGACUUUUAGCGACUUGGGGUGCAGUUCUUCCGAGGAGGACAGUAACCGUGCGGACUUAGCAGAGGGGACCGCGGAGGAGAAGACAUCUCCGGUGGUGCGUCGGCAUCAUCCGUUCAGCGUGGAGGCGCUCAUGGCCGGGAGGAAGAAGGACGGCCGCUGCGAGUCCACCGGCGGUAAACCGGAGGGAGGUUCGCUGGCGGUGUCUCCUAUUGGUUUAAACUCUCUGUAUUUGUGUCGAGAGACGUGCAACCUUCCCGGGGGAAGCCUAACGGCUGCGCCCUUGUCGCCGGUAAAAUCCGAGGCAUCAGAGUCAGACGACUGCGCACCCUGGGUCACCAGCAGCGCGUUUUCCACACAACCUCAUCAUGUCAGUCCUUCCUGUCCUUUGAGGAAACAUAAGACAAACCGAAAGCCCCGGACUCCCUUCACCACGUCUCAGCUCCUGGCCCUGGAGAGGAAGUUCAGGCAGAAGCAGUACCUGUCCAUCGCCGAGCGGGCCGAGUUCUCCUCCUCCUUGACCCUAACAGAGACCCAGGUGAAGAUCUGGUUCCAGAAUCGCCGGGCAAAAGCCAAGAGGCUCCAAGAAGCAGAGCUGGAGAAACUUAAGAUGGCUGCAGACGCCAAGACGGUGGCAGUGACGGCCGCUGCCGCCGGAGGUUUACACCCUGGCUUUACAUUACCACUGUCUCUGGGCGCCAUGUCACUGUACGGACAAUCGUACUCUGCCUAUCACCACCACCACAGACCCGUACUACCCAUCUCACCUUUAGGACUGUACGCUGCUCCUUUGGGCUACAGCAUGUACCACUUAUCAUAAAAAUGGAAAUAUCAUUGACUUUGGUGAAAUGUGUUUCAAUACCUUUCCAAGGAAUCCCAAAAAUGGACACAGAGGACGUGUGGCAGACAUUUUAAAAACAAUGAUUAUAAUUUACUGCACAAGGGUUGUUUGAAUCAAUUCUGAGCACUUCAUGUCAAAUUAAAAAUCUAUUUUUUCCCACAGCGAGGAUAAAAAAAAAACUACUUAGAUGUCCUCUGGGCCCUUUGGACUGCCUGUUUACAUGACUUGUCUGUACGAGAUGGGGCGUUACUGUCCAGCUGUUUAUACCCUUCUCUUGUUUACUUUUGCAAAUAAUUGAGAUGGGCGAGGACUUGCACUGGGCACAAUAAUGCAAAGUACAACUUUUCACUUAAGCCUUCAGCUUCAUGCGAUACAGUGCCUUGUGUUGGGCCUUAAUAUCAAGACACUUUGUACAUGUGUAUAGAUGAUGAGUGUUUCAGCAACUCAGGCCAAAUAAAACAUAUCACUAAAGCA